This is a messenger RNA of Symbiodinium sp. CCMP2592, 2913 nucleotides long. NCBI's taxonomy places the organism in Eukaryota, Dinophyceae, Suessiales, Symbiodiniaceae. The record is from the annotation of a GenBank genome assembly.
AUGGCAAGCUCCGAUCAGGCGGCGCUGCCUCCCUCGGGCACCGCCAGCAUGCCGGAAUCCCUACGCAGGCUCUCCAUCACGAACCCGAUUCUCUUCUCGUCUACAACCUGGGCAGCCUUGUGCGUAGGCUAUGCCCUGUGGCAGGUUCCUGAGGCUCCAUUGACAAGCCCGGAGCUGCUCAGCGAGCAGCUCAAGCUCCGAAUCCGAAGCAUCCCGGUGCCAUCCAGCAGCCCGCGCUACCAGCAGUUCAAAGAGUACUACACUCGUGAGCAUGACCUCCAGCUCCAAGAAUACAAGGCAGCUCACGCUAAGUGGCAGCAGAGCACUGCCGCCUUCAACUGGCGUGCGUUCGCACAGGGCCUUGGAGUUGGUGUGCUCAUCCUCUGCGGCGCGCUGGCCGUGCUGGAAUACCACUACGGCGCCAUCUCCUAUUGGAUGGAGGUUGCCGAAGAGAUCUGGUCCGACGUCCAGCAAAAGCGCCAGAAACGGCUGCAGCUGGCAGACUCGGCGAAGAUGGAGCGACUUUUGCAGGAGAUUGGAGAAGGAGCCGAAGAUGCUAACGGCAGCAAAGGAGGCCCCUCGAAGCGCCGGAAGUCGGAAGGCGAAUCGCGGCAGCGUGUGAAAUCUCCUGCAGCCUCCGAGACAAAGGCCGCCACGGUGACACCAUCCCAGCCGGUGCCUGUAUCGAGCGUGCCGACAGUGCCCAAAGAGGACGCUCCGAAGGCCACUAGCACUCCGACAGGCGUCGAGGCCACUACGCGUGAGGCAAAACCGACGCCUGCGGUUGCGACUGAGCAGAAAUCGGACAACCCGACACUCUUGCAGGGCUCCAGCGUGCCAAGCACUUUCGGAAGCACCGGGGCAGCACGCCUCCGUGAGCGGCUGCGCUGCAAAGUGAUCGAGCGCCAUCGCCAGCAGGCAGAGCAGGCCACGACUCCAUCUUCGCAGGAGAGCUCUGGUAAUGGCCCGGAUCCGGUGGAACCAGCACCGAAGAAGGAGAAGAAAUCCAAGAACAAGAAGGCCCAGGCGAAGAAGGAGGAGGCUGUCGUCAAGAAAGAGCCCGAGGCGAAGGCGCAGGCAAAGCCGGAGGAAACAGCGCCACCGGCUCCAGCCGCUCCACCGUCUCCUGCUCCAGAGACACCAGCAACCCCAGCACCAGCUCCAGCGAAUGAUGGGACCACUGUCGAGGCGCCUUCGGUUGAGCAACCUUCCGCUGCGGAGAAGGAUGCUCCCGUCAAGGUUGAGCAGGCAACUUCGAAGAAGAGCAAGAACGCCAAGGCCAAGAAGGCCGAGACAAGACCCGCGGAGAACAACUCCCGCACCGCCAGCAAGGAAGCAGCUGUGAAGCCGCCCGCGGCACGCAAAGCUGACCCGGAGGUCGAGGCCGCGCUUCAGCGCCUGGCACGGCAGCCCCUGGCCAAGCCCUCCCUGCGCGGCCCAGAGCUCCUUCGGGAGGCCCAGGAGUUGCUUUCGCGCUUGGAAGCAGAGGACCUCCUGAAGCAGCUCGAGACCGAGGAGGAGCACGCGCGUCGUGCCGCAGGCAAGAAGAAGGCCAAGAAGAACAAGGCUGCUGCAAGGGCCAAAGCCAGCGCGAAGAAGGGCCAGAAGGGCGAAGCACCCGUGGAGGUGCUAAAGGCCACGCUUCCCGGCACAGAGGCCGACGCUGAGGACGAGAACGUGGAGAUCGAAGAAGAAGAAGAAGAGGUCGCUUCUGAGCCUUCUGUGAUCAAGCUGGAGGAGGCUGACAAGAAGGAGUCUGAGGAGGAAUCCACAGAGAUGCACAGCUCCGACGGCCACGACACCCACAGCUCUUCCGCAGCUUCGGACGAGGAACGGUGUGCCAAGAACGCUCCGGCAGUCAGCAUCGCGGAGGAGCGAGGCAAGCAGAAGAAGCUGGACCGGUUGCAGCGUACCGAGGCCGUGCGCGAGGCCAAAGUGGAGGCCACCACCGAGGAAUCGUCGGCAUCGGCUGAUGCCUGCUUCAACGGUGCUCUCGCCGGCGCACAAAUUUUAGACUUCUUGAGGAGUGGCAAGCCCGACAAGGAGACGCGUGCCGAGCCAAGCCGCAAGAACAAGAACAAGAAUCGCCAGCAGAAGGAGCCGGAAGCUCCUGUGCAAAGCAAGGUCCAGGCCAAGGCGAAGGCCACGCCAAAGCCUGUGGAGAAGGUCCAGCCAAAGGUGCCGGUCAAAGCAGAGACCAAAGCAAAGGCAGAAGAGAAGGAGAGUGGCUCCUCAGAGGACUCCACGGAGAUGCACAGCUCCGACGGUCAAGACUCCCACAGCAGCUCCUUCUCCGUCUCGGACGAGGAGAGUGGCAAAAGAGUCGAGGCUGCCGCGCCGGUGUGGAACGACCCGUCGUUCAACGGUGCGCUCGCUGGAGCCCAGAUUUUGGACUUCCUUCGAAGUGGCCCUUCACGAAAGGAGCCGGACUCCGUUUGGAAGGGCAAAAGCAAAAGCUGGCCGUGCCCUCCAGAGUCCGAGUCCAAAGAGGCCGAAAAUGAGGCGGCGAGCUCCCUCAGAGCAGAGGCUCCAGAGUUCGUGCCGGGUCAGUCCGUCGAGUCAUCGAGCGAGGACCCACAGCCAGUCAUGGUUAUGCCAGACCAGCUUCCGCCGGGCUGCCAAAUCGUGAUGGUGCCGGUGCAGAUGCCCAUGUUCGAGGCUAUGGUUAUGCCAAUGCCAGCUGCUUCUGCUGGCUGCAUGAUGAUGCCAAUGAACAUGGACAUGAUGCAGAUGGAGUCUCCAGCCGACUGGACACCGGCCGGAGAGGCCGAAGCAACCGCCUGCUGCCCUGAUGUGGACAAAGCCGAAAAGGAGCAGGAGCCCAAAGAGGAGCAAUCUGGCUGUGAAAGCGAUGAUGACUGCGACUCUAUUUUCGGAGAGCCACCGGCUCUCAAGCGUCAGAUGACCAUAUGA